Molecule: messenger RNA, 3351 nt
Organism: Lecanosticta acicola
Lineage: Eukaryota; Fungi; Ascomycota; Dothideomycetes; Mycosphaerellales; Mycosphaerellaceae
Source: the annotation of a GenBank genome assembly
AUGAAGUCUUCACAGCCGCCAACAUUGACGCAAUCUUCUUCACAAAAGAAACAGCAGUCCAUCUCCAACUUCUUUAAAUCCAAACCAGCAGCCACACCCACGAAUGACAUACAGGAGAGCCAUGGCAACGGCCUGUUCGUAAGCGACGAUGGAGAGCUGCCCGACACGAAUGGAACACGAAAGACAUCGAAGCGACCAGUUGAAGAUGAGGCUGAAGACAUUACACAGCCGGUCCCAAAGCGGCGGAAGGAGAGCCCCGACAUCGAGAAACAUGAGCUGAGCACAUCCAAAGAUCAUGGUGUGGAGAAGGCGCCCAAAGCAACUGGCAGGACGUCCAAAUACGCGUUCUCCAGCUCGCCCGCCGCCGACGGCAAUAUUGAGGAAGAAGAGGAGCCAGACGACGAGGAGGCCCGCAGGACGAAGCAGCGCUUGCACCAGAAGUUUGUCAAGAAGCUUGGAAGGCCUGAUAGCAUUGCGGAUAUCAAGCGGCGAAAUGGCUUCAUUACCGAAGAGACACAGGGAGAAGACGACGCUGAAGAGGAAGAAGAAGGAGAGCGAGAGCCAUCGCCGCCACAACGGAAGGGCAAGAAGGCGGCUCCAGCGCAGCGAGGCCGAGGGAAGCUCACCCCAGGGGAGCAGCAGAUAGUAGAUCUCAAACGGAAGCAUCCGGACGCUUUGCUGCUUGUCGAGACUGGGUACAAAUACAAACUAUGGGGCGAAGAUGCGAGAGUAGCAGCCAAAGUGCUCGCAAUUGUGUGCAUCCCCGGGAAGUACAGAUUUGACGAGCAUCCAUCGGAGGCACACCUAAACAGAUUUGCGUCCGCAAGUUUUCCGACCCAUCGACUGCACGUUCACGUGAAGCGUCUGGUAUCUGCGGGUCAUAAAGUUGGUAUCGUGCGGCAACUCGAGACUGCGGCUCUGAAGGCUGCUGGAAGCAACCGCAGCAAACUAUUUGAACGCGGUUUGACGAAUCUCUACACAAAAGGCACAUAUAUCGAUGACCAGGAAGGGUUGGAUUUGGCCGGGGCGGACGGUGGGGCACCCGCUACUGGUCAUCUACUGUGCUUGACGGAGAGCUACCCCAAGGGCUCCGGCUCCGACGAGAAGGUGCAAAUUGGUAUGGUAGCAGUCCAGCCGUCAACGGGGGACAUCGUGUACGAUGAUUUCGAGGACGGUUGGAUGCGAAGUGAGCUGGAAACCAGGCUUCUACAUAUCUCGCCGUGCGAGUUCCUGGUCGUUGGCGAGCUCUCCAAAGCGACCGAGAAGCUGGUGCAGCAUCUUUCUGGAGGUGAUGAUGCGCGCCUAGAGCGAGUCGACAAGCCGAAGACGAUGGCUGCUCAGGCAUACAGUCACAUCACCAAGUUCUACGCCGACAAGAUGAAGGAUGGCGGCUUUCCCUCUUCACAAGUCCAGUCGUCUCAGGAGACUGGAACAUUGUUGGACAAGGCCCACAGGCUGUCGGAAAACGCCACUAUCUGCCUGUCUGCCAUGAUUACCCAUUUGACAGAUUACGGCCUUCAACACGUUUUCGACCUCACCAAGUACUUCCAGUCUUUCAGUGCAAGAUCUCACAUGCUGUUGAACGGCAACACUCUCACAAGUUUGGAGCUCUAUCGUAAUCAGACUGACCAAUCCGAGCACGGAAGCUUGUUCUGGACGCUUAAUCGUACCCAGACGAAGUUUGGCCGGAGACUGCUACGGAAAUGGGUUGGUAGACCGCUGCUCGAUCGCGCCCGACUGGACGAGCGUAUUGCCGCCGUUGAGGAGCUGAAAGACGGCCACGCAAACGCACGCGUUGACAGAGUGCGCCGUUUGCUGAGUCGGGUCAGAGCCGACCUUGAGAAGACUUUGAUACGCAUCUAUUACAAAAAGUGCAGCAGGCCGGAGCUAUUAGCUCUACUGCAGACAUUACAGAUGGUUGCCAAUGAAUAUUCGGAUGUCACAUCUCCAGCUGAAGCUGGCUUCCAGUCUGCCAUGAUCAACGAAGCCAUUGCGUCGCUACCGUGCAUUGCCGACGACGUUCUCGAAUACUUGAAUCGGCUCAAUGCCGAGGCUGCCAAGUCAGAUGACAAGUAUGACUUCUUCCGCGAACCGUUCGAGACGGAAGAUAUCACUGACCACAAGGUCGGAAUCGUGGCAGUGGAGCACGACCUCAACGAGUUCAAGAAUACGGCAGCCGAAAUUCUGAAGCGAAAACAGGUCACCUACGUGACUUCGGCAGAUGUUGACUACCUUAUCGAGCUUGACAAUGCCUUCCUAAAGAAUGUCCCGGCGUCCUGGGUUAAGGUCAGUGGUACCAAGAAGGUCUCCCGAUACCACGCGCCGGAAGUCGCAAAGCUGCUACGUGAACGUGACCAGCACAAGGAAGCCUUGACCAUUGCGUGCGACGCGGCUUUUCGAGACCUCCUGACUGAGAUCGGUUCCAAGUAUCAGGCGUUCAGGGACUGUGUUCAAUCUCUGGCGCUGUUGGAUUGCCUACUCUCCCAUGCUGAAAUAGCACAACAACCCGGCUACUGCAAACCCACCUUCAGAGACGAACCUGGCAUCUCAAUUGCAGCCGGGCGGCAUCCAAUGGUCGAGCAGGUCUUGCCUGACCCGUUCGUGCCGAAUGAUGUCCGUCUCAGCUCAGAGGGAACGCGUGCUCUGCUCAUCACGGGUCCGAACAUGGGCGGUAAAUCGAGCUACGUGCGAUCAGUCGCUCUGAUCGCCAUCAUGGCCCAGAUUGGGUCCUAUGUCCCUGCUGACUCCGCUGAGCUCGGGCUCUUAGAUGCGGUAUUCACGAGGAUGGGCGCGUUUGACAACAUGCUGAAGGGCGAGAGUACAUUCAUGGUCGAGCUGGGGGAGACGUCCGACAUUCUCAAGCAAGCUACACCGCGAAGUCUCGUGAUCCUCGAUGAGCUCGGGCGAGGGACCUCUACUCACGAUGGCGUCGCAAUCGCACAGUCGGUCUUGAGCCACGUGGUCUCGGAGAUCAAAAGUUUCACGCUAUUCAUCACUCACUACCAAUCGCUUGCGAGGAUGGCUGGCCAUUGGUCUACUGGAGGGCUCAAGAAUGUGCACAUGCGAUUCACAGAACGGGACAGUGAGACUGCAGACGGGGAGAAGGAUAUCACUUUCCUAUAUGAAGUCGGCAACGGCAUAGCGCAUCGCAGCUAUGGUCUGAAUGUUGCCAGGCUGGCUGGGCUGCCCAAGAGUCUGCUGGAGGAAGCUGGAAGGCAGAGCAAGAAGAUGGAGGAGGAAGAAGGGCAGAGGAAGAUGAAUUACCUGGCCAGAGCGGUGGGCGAUGUCGUAAGUGGUGGCGGAGAUGGAGGCGGGCUGCAGAGAUUGAUUGCUGGCAUCGAACAGCUGUGA